Messenger RNA from Amorphotheca resinae ATCC 22711, 1005 nucleotides. RefSeq lists its product as hypothetical. The transcript has 2 exons. Bases 1 to 1005 code for a protein of 334 amino acids. Gene Ontology annotation, molecular function: FMN binding; riboflavin reductase (NADPH) activity. The record is from RefSeq and is a predicted model, not a curated record. Lineage: Eukaryota; Fungi; Ascomycota; Leotiomycetes; Helotiales; Amorphothecaceae.
AUGAUCUCUAGUAAUGGCGUCUGGUCGGCUGGCAGGAGGAUCAAUGGCGAGUCGGUAGCUGCGCGGGGAUUCUUCAAGCUAUUGUGGAAGUGGUCAAGUGGAGGACGUUGUCAGGAUGUGAGAAAACGGAUAGAUACUCAGUUUCCUCGAACGUUCAUCCAACGACCAGCUAAAUCUCGAUCCCUCAUCCUUCGAAAACCUCAGUUAUGCUCCUCCUUCCGCCACCAGACCACAACAUCCUCCCAACAAGUACAGAAAUCAUAUGCAGAAGAAGAAGGUCUAGAAGCGGAGGCUACCAUCCCUGGAAGAAAUGCCAUUCCCGAAUCUCUCCGCCAUUUAAUGCGCGCUCUCCCCUCCACCGUCGUCGUCCUCACUACGAGCGCUACAGAACCCAAUCUGCCCAACACACCAGACUCCCCAAAAAACUCUCCAGACAGCCUCUAUCGCGGCAUGACAAUUUCCUCGUUCACAACGCUCUCCCUAUUUCCGCCACUUGUAACGUUUAACAUCCGCGCUCCAUCUCGCACCUUGUCCGCUAUAGAACAGUCUAGAUGUUUUCUAAUACAUGUGUUGGAGUCGAGCAAAGAGGGGGCGAUGAUCGCAGAUUCUUUUACUAGGGGUAACUCAGACCAAGAGGGAGUUAGUAAAGCUUUUAACGCUGAAGAUGGGUUGUUCAAGGUAGAAAACGUGGUUGUUGGAUUGCGAAAUAAGUCCGAGCGUUCUAUGGGAAAGGAUGAGUUAGAAUUGCCGAAGCUUUCGGGAAAGAGCGUGAAACGAGUGCUUGCUUGCGCACUGCCUACUGCCUCGGAGGUGGGAGGUGAUACAAAUGGGCUAAUCAAGGUUGGUAAUCAUGUCAUGGUUAUUGCAAAAGUUACCGCUCUCUUCCCAGAGGAGGAGGGAAGUGAAGCAGAAUACGGGUUGAGUUAUGUGGAUGGGAGUUAUAGGAAGGUGGGAGAAGUCAUUGGAAUUCAUGACACGAAGACUGAUAUUGACGGGGAAAGUUGA